AUAUGAAUAAAAUAAGCAUUCUUUACUACUUAAAUAAGUAUUUUUUUAAAUAAAAAAAGAUUUUUAAUGUGAGAAUGUCCACAAGAAUGAUAUGCGUCUAAGGGCAUUUACAACCAUGGGGAUUCAGCCGCGCCACACCGAAUUCGAGGCCUAUUUGCGGCCCACACAUCGCUGCAAGCCCUUCGCCGUGCCGCACGCCGCGCUCCUCACCCUAACCGCGACGCAAAGCCGCGCUCAAUUUGAGGCUGAAAUUUGUGGUGGCUGCCCACAACGGACGAGGCUAUCCAGGGCUUUAGCCAGGUCAUGGCCAUGUGUCAACAGAAUGGGGGAUGCCUUUCCUCCCGGGCAUGUUUCCAUUUGCCCUUCUAGGCGCUGGAACGAUGCCCCUGCAAACUCCAUUGACGGUGUCCCCCUUCCAGACGCCGAUUCCACAGCCAUCACCUUUCCAGCCACAGCCCACAAGAAGAAGAAGGAAAAGGCCCUCAAACUAGCAACUCCCCGUGACUCCGCCUUCGAAAGGUUGGGGGAAAGGGAGGAUGGUCAGAGGAAAUCAGCCAAGCCGAGGCUGGGCAAGAGCGUUGCCCAUGUAAGCGCUUUUGCCCGGCUAGGAAAGGGGAAGGAGGCCGAGCCUGCCCGUACCCAACGCUCUCGGUUAAACCGGCAAGCACCUGCGAAAUCAAGGGUUUCGCGUCAACAGGAGGAAGCUAAGAGCAAGCCCCGCGAGCCAGUAAGGAACCGCCUGACUAUCCCAGGAGAUCGCGUCCAGCAGAUGGAGGCGAAGCUAGAAAGGUUGGAAAAGAAAGUGGGAGAGAAGAAGGAGCGGGAAAGACCCAUUGUCAGUUCCCCGUUCACCGCAAGGGUACAUUUGACACCUUUCCCGCGAAAGGUCAAGGUGGAUGCACCAAGGUUCACUGGGAAGGAGGAUCUCGAGAUUCACUUGGCUCCUUCAAUCAAAGUGCAACCAUGAAUGGGUGCACAGAUGAAGAAAAGAGACUUCUUUUC
Messenger RNA from Cuscuta campestris, 1002 nucleotides. The record is from the annotation of a GenBank genome assembly. Lineage: Eukaryota; Viridiplantae; Streptophyta; Magnoliopsida; Solanales; Convolvulaceae.